CGAGUGGAACUGGUGUGGCUGCUGGAGAGAUAGGCAGAGAGGCAGAGAGGCUGUGCUGAACAGACGUUGGGUCAGAGCGCUCAGUUGCUUCAGACAAUCACAGGGGAGCGAGAGAAAGACACAGGAAAAGAGACACACACAGAGAGAACACCACAUAGAAAGAUAGCUUGAAAAGGGAGUGAGAGACAGGGGAGGGAGGUAAAUAUGUGACAGGAUGUGGUUUCCCUGAGCUUGCAGAACAUUGGUAUACAGGCAUACUUUGAGCAUGACCUAAACACACUGAGCUUACAAGUGUGUUUGAGCUCAGUUAGGUGGCGAGGGGGAAGACGAAGCAAACCGCUGGAGCUGCUGCUGUGCCUGUAGAGCCGACAGACGCUCUGGUUUCUCUGCUGCCUGCUGGAUUGUGAUUUCCUUUAAGCCAGCCGGUUCCACAGCAACCUCUGUCAGCUUGUCGGACAGGAUCUGAACCUGUCUUCCAUCCUCUCUUUGUGCUGGUCUCCUUUCAAGUAGAAUGUUUUUCUCUGCUGGAAGCUGUGGUCCAAUUGCUGCCUUUGAGUCCAAGCAGUGAACUUUUAAACAAGAUUGUGAAACAGGAGGACAUGACCACAGGAAUACAUACUGUGAACAUGGGUCAUUUGAAGCAUUUCAACCAACAACCACUGCUGUUGUUUUUCCUGUGAGAGUUCGUGCACAGAGAGACAGACACACUGUGAAGCUAUGGGCUGCGGGCUGCGUAAGAUGAAGCCGACGUCGGAGGAGUGCAGUCCAGGGAAGAUUUACUCAACCCUGAAGAGACCACAGGUGGAGACCAAGGUGGGCGUGUCCUACACCUACCGCUACCUGGACUUCCUCAUUGGCAAAGAUGGUGGGACGUCCACACUGCGUCUCUCGUCUGUGCGAGAGCUGCCAGGCCAGCUGCAGGAACUUUACCAGCAGGGUUUUGUUCUGGCAGCCGUUCACCCGUUCAUCCACCCCUGUGGUCCAGAGUCCAACAGCCCACAGCACCAGCUCUACCGGGCCAUACUGGUCAGACUCAAUGACGGGGUGGAAAGGAGCCAGUCAGUCUGCCCUCCGUACAAACUACAGCUGGAAGAGUGUCUGUCUGCUGAGCAGGUGCCCACCCCAGAGCUCAUCCAGGGCUACGUCAAGAAGCAGAUACAGGACGCUGCUGACCAGGGGGUGAUGUUCGUGGGAUUUGUCCAGGAACCCUAUGGGGCCCCAUGCACCAGAAUCAGAGAACCAGACACCCCCUCCCUUUCCCUGCACUCCAGCCCUAGCUCUGUGCUAGGUUCCCUGGGCAGCUGCAGCCCCUCGAACCCCUCAAGCCCCAGAAACCAUGCGGAACCUGGAGCUCAAGCUGAUGUAGUGGACAAAGAGGAGAAUGAGGAAGCCUCAUGCAAGGCCGGGGAAGGAGCACCGGGUGGGGAGAAGAAUCAAAGUGAGAAUACUGGGAACCAUUCAAGAAGCAGGGUGGAGGGCAGUCAGGACGAGGUCUCGCCUGCGGCGUCUCCAAUAUCAGAGGGAGAUCUGGAGCACAGUGAGGAGCUGACGGAGGAGGACUCCCCGUGUCACAAUAACAACAAAGACAGUGGCAGAGACACAAAGGAGAGGCCGAGAUACCGCCUGCGGAGGGGCGAUGGGGCGGAACUGCUCGCUUUGUACAACCACCCGCCAGUCCGAGAGGGCCAGGUGAAGUACUACACUGUCAAGGUUCCACUGCGGGUUCAAAAUUGUGAUGAGGGGGUCAAAGGCGUGGAGGCCAACUGGCUGGAUCACAUGACCCAACAUUUCAACAACGGAGCCUCACUGGUCGAUGGAUACUUCCACCUGGGCAACGUGAACGAUAUGCUGCCUAAGUCGGUGGAAAGUGUCUUCAUCUUCCAGGAGGGGAGCGAGGGCGAGCCGAAUGAAGCCACCCCGACAUAUGACGCCAUCGUAGUGGAGCAGUGGACCGUCAUUGAUGGUCUGCAGGUGAAGGCAGAUUAUGUUCCUCUGCUACAGUCCCUGGCCACAUAUGGAUGGAGACUCACCUGUGUGCUGCCAACUCCUGUAAUCAAGACUAACAGUGAUGGAAGUCUGUCCACCAAACAGAUUGUUUUCCUGCAGAGACCCAUCUUGGGCCGAAAGAGGAGGGAAUCCAAGAAAUUGAUCUUCAAGUCCAACAAGAACUGCAUCAAAGAUGCAGCAAAGAACAAGAAGAAGAAAAAAUCAAAAAAUGUGAAGGAUGCAGAGGAUCCCAAGAUUCUUGAUGACAGAGAAAAGGCUGAGAAAGAGGAAGACAAGAGUAGGGAUGAAAGGGUGAACGCAAUAGAUGUAGAGGCAGCAAGAGAAAGUGAGACAUCGAAAGAAAGGGAGGUGAGGUGUGAUGAAGAUAGAAAGACUGAUGAUGGGAUCGAAAUCAGCAUAGAGACUGAUGGAGGAGCAGAGACAAAAGACAAAGGAGCAGAAAAUGGCACAGAAGAAGAGGGAGAAGAAAAAAUAGCAAUGGAUGGAGACGGAUCAAAAGAGAAGGGAGAGCCUUUAGAAAAAAGUGAGAUCCAGGAAGUGUCAGAAAUCGUUGUGACUGUCGAAACACAGAGCAAGACCAAAGAAAAGGAGGACAAGGGCGUAGCAGAAGUUGAAGCUGUGAUUGAAAACGGGGUCGAGACGGAUGAGGAGAAAGAGGACGGCGAAGAGAGCGUGAUCAAAGGCAAGACAGAAGAGCCAGCAGGCGCGGAGGUCAUCACCAAGGAGAUUGUGGCAGAUUCACAGGCCACACCGACAAAUCAAAGCCCAGAGGAGACUCAAGAGUAGCCCCAAGUAGUCCAAGUCAAGGUUUUCCCCCGCCCUACCUCUCAAAUUCCCCAUCUUAAGAAAUGGUUUACAGUGUUGUCCCUGAUCCAAAUUAAAGGGGCUUCGAUCCCCAUCGCUGCAGCAUUCUCCAAGCCUACCAUCUUUCAUAGACAAUUCCCCCGCAACCUGCCACAGUAUAGAUACAGAACGAUUUCAUGUAACUGCAGACAUCAUCCCUACUGUAUAACCACACAUACUGAAUGUAUAUGUCCAAAACAGGAGAUGUUGGUGCAGGAUAGUCAAUGUGGAAAUACUGGAAUGACUGGAUGAGGAUCAACAGGGGGUUGAAUAUCUUCAGUGAUGUCAUGAUCAGAUUGGGAAAUGAGAAACAGUUUAAAGGCCUGGUCACACCAACAUUUAAAACAUCAGCAUUUAAAAAAUGUUUAAAAUUUGAGGCAAAAUCUAUUUCUUCAAUGGAAUCACCAAGAUUAGUGGGUUCACUUUUCAUAAAUCCAUUCGACAAAUGAAUUUGCACCACAGCAAGCCAUCCUGACAGUGUUAAACUCUGAGGGAACGGAGACUCGGAGAGUCAAAAUGGAGGAAGCUAUCGUAGCUUGUUAGCUGUGUUGCACCAUCCACUUGUAUUUAACCUCUUCUGUCAGAGUAUGGACCUGCUGCACAAAAGACAGACAAUUAUGAGACAGGGGUCUUUUUAAUAACUGAACUUUUUGUCCCAUUAGUGACUGAGAGUGAACAGUCACUAAUGGUACCACUCUGUACCAGUACAGAGAAAAUAGAAAAAAAGCUUGGAGAGCAAUUGAGACUGACUACUGCUAGCGUGUUAGCAGUUAGCUCACCAGAUACAGUAGUUUUCCAACUGCGAAUAGUCCCUACAUCACCAAGCCUCUAGAAUCACAAAUUUUGCAAAGGUAGGAUAAAUUACACUGUGCCACUCUGGUGUGAUCAGGCCUUUAAGUGAGUGAGUAGCGUUACAUGAUUCGCAUCGCCAUGUAAUGCAGAGUUUGACAUCAACUUUCAACCUAUCUCAUUAGGGUUAAUUAGAUAAACUGAAAGUAGUAAAAUAAUCAUGGAUCGAAGAAAGUUCUGUGCUUGCUUUUGAAGAAUAGUUUGAGAAACAAAACAUAAGUCCUAAUAGAUCUACCCAGAUAUAGCACCUGUUACAAGGUGUACUUUCACCUGAGAGUUCAGCAGCUUUUUUCAGUUAGUGAAGCUGAGAAAAGACAAGUUCCAAAAGCAUCUUAUGUGAUCACAGACUGUAUCACCAUUUCCCGUUCCCUCGUUCUGUGCACCACAGUAAAUUGUGAUGUGGAGGGAACUUGGAGGAGAAAGCUGGUAGAGGUGAUGGGAAAGGCGUUUGUUGCGACAGGCAAUCCAAAGUAGGGUGAAGAGAUAAUUGUUUACGCUGAGCUCUAAGCCGUCAAGUGCUUCAAAGAGAGCCAAUAAUCACUCUUUGGUGUGGUGUGCUAAGCUCACCUUGCAUACAGAAUGUUCCAUAUUCAUAGCCAAGUUAGAUAAGGAUGUGAAAUUCAGCUGAAUGUUUGCAGCUCGAGGGCAGAACUUGAGAUGCACCUAGUUAGCUUUGACAUACAGGAGUGAGGAUAUAUUUCUGUGCAGAGUUGCAUUUUUAAUUACAUUUCCAGUCAAUGGCCACAACAAAAGCACUUGUCAGUGUGGAAACAAGGUUAAGCUGUGUGGUCAGGACCGAGCCUUGUUGUUUACUGAGACCAAAACUGAAGAUUUAGAGGGAGAAAUUGAGACAAAGAAAGUGGUUGAGAGCAAAAGAGAAAGACCACAGAGCAUAAGAGAGUCAAAUAAAAGAAAUGAAUAGGCUCAUUUAAAGUAACGGCAGUUUGCGUCCCACAUUCCCCGUUGAGAUUUCCUUCAUUAUUUUACCUCCAGCUCUUUAAGCACCUCUUACCAGAAAUCAUUUCUGACAAUAACCAAGUCACAAUGUGCUGUUUCAUUGCAUCAUGUAGCUUUCCAUUUAAAAAGGGGGGUGGGGGAGGUGAAGGGGAGUGAGGAAGGUGGCGGCGUUCACAGUGUAGAGUGCUCAUUAGCGCACUAAUGGAUUUUGUCAGUGGGGUAUCUUUCAGAAAUCAUGCAUUUAUAAUGGGGGUCAUUUAUUGGGGGAGGUAUUGACAGCAAAACACCUCAACAUGUCAAGCAAAUAGCCUUCAGAUUUAACGGUGAUGUCAUAGGGAAUCAUUUGCACUGAGGAGGAAGAGUUUGUGUUAAAAAUGCUAAAUUUAGCAAGGAAAUUACACACACUUCAUCAUAAAAUAUGUCAGAAAACCUAUUUAUUAAAAUAUUUGCAUUCAGUUAAUCAAGAACUUAAACUACCUGCUGUCCUGCUUUAUACAGACUGUAAUUUGUCAUAAUUUGGAUCUUUUGUUUUAUGAGAACAGAUGAUACCUUGGUCAAGGAAAAUGUCUCCUUUUUGCGGAUGAAAAUUACACAAAAGUAAGAUGGAUUAUGCUGAAUAAGUGCUCUCCUUAAUUAAUUCACUCGCCGCUGAGAUUUUUUUCAAUGUAAAAUGACAAGUGUUUUUGUGUAGAGUAGAAUAUAAAAACUGUGACCAGCUUAGCCUUAUUACUAUACUGUAAGUGGCCCACAAUCUGCUUUUAGAAAUGUCUUUUAGAGGCACAAUGGUGAUUUAAGUGUUAUAUGUUCGUUAUAGUCAAACAGGAAAGUUUUGCUACAGUGUUGGUAUUUUGAAGCUGUUAUUCCCUGUUUUAUUACUGGAAUUCAGAGUGAGGGGAUAAAAGAUUUGAGGUGUUUGUAAUAUGUUUUGGAUUUAUUUUUAAGAUGUUUAGAACUUUUUUUUAUUAUUGUGAAUGUUCUGUUCUUGAGUCAAGAGAUUUUAUGGUGACUUUGUGUUACCUCUGCUGUUCCGCUAAAGCUUGCUAAAAUGUAUUUCUGACUGACGCUUCGAGCUACCUCCCGAGGGCUGUUGUUGGUUUUAAACCGAGGGGUCACCGCAUGUGUGACCUCCUGAAACAUAUGCUCCUUGUCCUCUCACCCUCCACUAUGACGAAGCCCAGACCUGUGAGCGUGAGGUCAUUGCUAAUGGCAGACAAGGUCAAGGGUCAUAUUAGAGCCAGAAUGGAUUUUCCACAGCUGUACACAGGAGUUUGCAGGAGCACAUGACAAAAAAAAACCUCUGAUACUGAAUUAAGAUAUUCUCUGUGGUAUUUUCUUUACUUUUUUACUUAAUUUUCUCAGCUGCUUUUAGCUUCCAGCUGUUUGAGCUUUAAUAAGCACUUAUUGUAUUCAAGAAAUAUUUUAUGCUGCCUCUUGCAUCAGAGCUGCUGGAGAGCAAAUAAGACUCAGCUGUCACUUUCACACGUUUGUCAGAAUGUGACAAAUAUGAAUUGUGAAAGGCAAUACCAAAAGACGCCUUUUGAUAGCUGACGAGAUCAUUAUGAAUAUUUGAGAAAUUUCCCCACUGAAUCCUGGUCAACUUAUUUCGGCAGAUUUAAUCAAUUUCUUCAUUUUCCCCAGCGUCGAGAUAAACAUUUUACCUGUCAUCUAUCUGUUUUAUGAAUACGAAUUUAUUUCAGUAGUUCUGCCUUUCUCCUUUUUUUGUUUUUUAAUCUGAAACUGUGACAUUUAUCCCCCCUUGGCAUCCUGUGAAAACAGACAGAUCAUAUUCCACUUUACCUAGAAGGGCAGAGUUUGGAAAAUCAGUUAAACGGCAAGAUGAUCUCAUGUGACAUGACUGUUUUUCGACUCCCACUACAUUCCGGUUGGACAUCCACAAACAUGGAUGAUUGUAACCUUGACAAAAGUUACAACCGGCCCUGUAUCUGCCCAUCCUACCUGAGGCCACGGCCUUCAGGGCCACAUCUUUCCCUGAUAAGGGCUGAUUGGUUGCAGUGCAGUCUAACCUCUGACAUGAGUACACUCCAGGGACUGUGGGUAAUUGUGAAUUUUUUUGCCUGGUAUUACAAAAAAGAAAAACACAGACAGGGAGAGAAAAGCGAGGUAUGAUCUGACACUUCAUCAGUUAAAUGAUGCUGAACCAUGUUAACAUAGUCGUCCAUGAAAAUAAGGACACCUUUGACUAAUAUUAGACUUAACUAUACGUUUGCAGCCCUCUACCUAUUUGUGUAAAAAAAAAGUAAUAUACAGUUUCCUGUCUUAUAUCGGCAUAAUUGUUUCUGAGCCUCAAUAGUGGCGCUGGUGCAAUCGUUCUUGGUAAUGCUGUAAAAAAAAAAAAAAAAACGUAAUGGUUCAUUUCCUGUGUGCUACUAUGAUGUGAAAUGGGCAGAGUAGAAACGACAGAACAUGAUACAAUAGGAUGCCGUUAUUUUUUUUCUGUGUUGUCACUUUAGCUUGCUCACAGCCUCUGGAAAAUGUAUUCUUAGGUUUUUGUCUCUGAUGUUAGUUUUUUAUCACCUCGGCUGCCAUCUUGAAUGUUGAGUAUCUUUGAUCAUGUGCCGAUGUCACUCGCAUAGCAGCGUUUGCUAUCGAGGAAGAAAAAGUAUUCUUUAUCUUUGCUAUCCUGAGUAUGUCCACAUUCCUAUUGUUCAUGACAUCUGUACAAUUUGUAUAUUAUAAAAUGAUUUAUAUUUAAUGUG
Siniperca chuatsi (mandarin fish) is the source of this 7373-nucleotide messenger RNA. Its product is annotated as raftlin-like. Bases 718 to 2793 code for a protein of 691 amino acids. Lineage: Eukaryota; Metazoa; Chordata; Actinopteri; Centrarchiformes; Sinipercidae. The transcript is spliced from 11 exons. The record is from RefSeq and is a predicted model, not a curated record.